This is a messenger RNA of Acanthosepion pharaonis, 666 nucleotides long. NCBI's taxonomy places the organism in Eukaryota, Metazoa, Mollusca, Cephalopoda, Sepiida, Sepiidae. The record is from the annotation of a GenBank genome assembly.
AUGUUGUACUUAUGUAAUUUAUUUUGUUUUCUUUUUAUUCUGCUAGAAUUUGAACGUACCCAUUAUCCAGACGUUUUUGCACGUGAGAGGUUAGCUCAGAAAAUAGACUUGCCCGAAGCCCGUAUACAGGUGUGGUUCUCCAAUCGAAGGGCAAAAUGGCGCCGAGAAGAGAAACUCCGUAAUCAGAGGCGGGAGGCAGCCAACGGUUCUACUCGACUUCCUAUAAACAGUAGUUUCCCGCAUUCAAUGUAUCCUACCAUCAAUCAACCGCUGGCAUCUAUGGCCGAGUCUUAUAGUCCUGUUUUCGACGACGUUUCAAAAUCGACGUCAAAGACAACUAUAUUUCGAUUUAUGCAAUCAGUCCAGAAAAAGCCCGACCUUUCCUCCCUCCCUCUCACUCACUCAUCUUUUCUUCUUCCUUUACCAACUAACUCAGAUUCAGUUCUCGUCUCACAAACCCCCCUCCCCGACCUGCGUCCUACUCGAGCAGAUAACCCAGCUAUCCUCUCUCUCUCUCUGUUGGUCCCUAAAGAGAUUGCUUGUCGGAGAAGAAGCGUCGAGACCAUAUUAGAAACAAUACACAAAAGGCUUGCAAAACUGCUGCUUCCUUCUUUUCUCCACCCCUUCUAUCUCCCUAACGCCCAGCCCUUCAGUCUUUACCUCUAA